UCAUCUCUUCGCGUGCGCUCACUGCUCUCUUUCGCGUUGACUUUUGCUGUGCUCUCACCACUUGGAAAAGAACGCUGAAGCUUUGGACUAUAGUGCACUUCUUCACCAUAUUCUGCUUCAGUUUUCAGUUUUUCUUUUCCUUUCUCUUUUUUGAACUCUCAUCCUGAGCUGUUGGUGGUUUUCUCCAUCUCCGUCCUGUGAAUAAGCAGAAUGUUUAUGGUUUGUUUUUGCGAGGAGUGGUAACGUGAGACAUCUCCACAGGCAUGGAGUUAGUGGAGGAGUAAUUGACCAGCCACAGCAGGGGGAAGACCCCUUUUCACAAGGAAUGUCUUUAGAGGUCAUCAGGGGCAUCACUCCAAAAGCCAUGAGUUGGACCAGCCAAAGGUACAGGUAGAGCAAGAUGCUCAAGUGACUUGAAGCCACAGCAGCUCCAGCCCCGGCCCUGGCCCCCUUCUCUCCUUCAGCCGCCCAGCCCUCUCUCCUCCGCUACUGUGUGGGGACAAGAAGAUGACUGCCACCAGCCGGCAGUCCUUCAACAUCCUGACUGUCAUCUUCCUCCUGCUGUCCACAGCAGCUCUUUCAGCCCAUUUUCGGGUCUGCGAGCCAUACACUGACCACAAGGGGCGUUACCACUUUGGUUUCCACUGCCCGCGCCUCUCCGACAACAAGACCUACAUGUUCUGCUGUUACCAUAACAACACCGCCUUCAAGUAUUGCUGCAAUGAUACAGAGUUUCAGCACAUCAUGCAAGUCAACUUGACGGCAACCCCAGAUGGCUACACACACAACAAUUACACGGCCCUCAUUGGUGUGUGGAUCUACGGCUUCCUGAUCAUAGUGCUGCUGGCGCUGGACUUCCUCUACUACUCGGCCAUGAAUUACGAGCUGUGCCGUGUCUACCUGGAGAAGUGGGGGCUGGGAGGACACUGGCUGCAGCAGGCCCGGAGCCAGUGGAAGGAAGGAGGCAGCUCAGGCUCAGCCGAGCCCCAGACACAGACACAGGUCCAGACCCAGGGCCAAGUUCAGGGCCAGACGGAGAUCCAUCUCCAACUACAUCCCCAGUCGCAAUGUGCAGCCUCGGGUCACGGGCCUGGGGUCGUCGUCCAUGGCUCUGCGGGAGCCCCUUACUCCCUCCCCAGACACAGCAGCAGCCUCAGGGGAGACAGCAGCCCUCAGAGCCCCACGCUGCUUCCCCUGCACGCUGCAAACGCCUGAAUGAAGCCAUGGAGGACUGCCAUUCACUGCUCAGAGACACAUGGCAUUUUGGGAAAACUGAGGGCCGGGUUUUCGAGCCCUGGACUCCACUUUUGAGGAAGGCUUCCCCCAACUCUACUCCACCCCACACUACUCUACUCCACUCCACUCCACUCCACAAAACCUGAAGAGGAAGCAGCAGGGCCGAUGUGGACAUGAGGAAGGAGGACAGCUCUCGGGUGGAAGCUGAGGGCAGUGAAGCGCUCUCCCUGAAACGCCUUGCUCCCCCUCCCCCCCCCCCCCCCUGCCCUGCCACAGGCCCACUGAACUACUCUCCACGUGUCACCUCCCUGCGUGACAGCCACUGAUUCUGUGUCCACUCAGAGAUAGAGGUGGCCACAGGUCUGCGCCACAAAAGAUGACGACGACGGUGAUGAUGAUGUACUUGUACUGUUUGCACUGCUGUAUAACCCAUGAAGGGUCCAGAGUUUCUAGCUAUAUGUAGCUGCAUUCGGGGGGGAGUCAUGGGGUCUUUGUAUAUCUGUCAACUAGUCAGGGAACGGUAUGAGCAGCAAAUACCUAGGAUGUGUGUAUGUGCGCGUGAAGUUUGUUUUUGUUAUGUUUGGUUGUUUUUAUCAGCUGUUUGGUAGCCUUUUUGACAAAUGUAGUCAUUCUUGGGUAGGAUAAACCAUACUUUGUUGUGGUGUACCCACGUGUUUUGGGAAACUAAAACUUUUUGUUACUGAAAUAUGCUUAUUCUGACUUGCUGCAGUUUUGACAGGUGAGGAAUAGACAGUCAUACAGUUAACACAGUUACUAGACAAUGUUCAUGAAACACAAACAAGAACAAUACAUUUGACUACUGAACAUUUCUAUUGUGUAGUAUUUCUAACAGCCUCAAGAGGUUUGUAAUUGUAUUUCUUGUCAGACUGUCACCAAAGUGAGGAACAGAAGCACAUUCUAAAGACAAAAAAAACCACACUGCUGAGAGUCAUUUGUUUGCACAGACAGAAUAAGUCAGUUUGGCAGCUGGUGAUGGUUAACAGCUGAGCGUGUUUGUCACUUAUUGGUAUGAAAAUAAAUUAUUACAUCAUUCAGACCCUUUUGAUAUCGCUCAGUGAAUAAUGAAUCAUUGCCUCACAAAUAUUUAGUGGUCGUCUCCCUCCUUUUCUCAUUUGAAACUGAACAUUUGUUGUAAAUGUCUUGCCAUUCCAUCUGUUUAUGAUCUCAUAUCAGUCAUAUCUAUUCUGUCCAACAUUUAUGGGAAAC
This is a messenger RNA of Engraulis encrasicolus (European anchovy), 2463 nucleotides long. It is a transcript of the gene shisal1b, whose product is annotated as shisa like 1b. The coding region runs from base 508 to 1215 and encodes 235 amino acids. NCBI's taxonomy places the organism in Eukaryota, Metazoa, Chordata, Actinopteri, Clupeiformes, Engraulidae. The record is from RefSeq and is a predicted model, not a curated record. The transcript is spliced from 5 exons.